UAGUUUAAUCGGUCAGCUGAAUUUUUUAAACGUUUAAAAAAUUUAUCAUUUCUUAUUAAAUUAACUUAUCCUUUAAAUACCAAACUUAUUUUCAAACAAAAUCACAUACAAUAAAUACUGAAUUAUAAGGAUAUAUAUUCGGAAUGAUCAGCAUGUGGAAAAUUCGUGAGCUUACGGAUAAAGUAACCAAUGCAGUUAUGAAUUACACUGAGGUAGAAAGUAAAGUUAGAGAAGCAACUAAUGAUGACACAUGGGGACCCACAGGACAAAUUAUGAUUGAAAUAAGUCAUUACACACAUUCAUUUCAACAUUAUUCAGAGGUAAUGGCUAUUAUAUGGAGGCGUAUGUUCCAAGAAAAUAAAAACAAUUGGAGAAGGAUUUACAAGGCUUUAGUGCUUCUAGCCUAUUUGCUGAGAAAUGGUUCCGAAAGAGUUGUGAACUCUUGUAGAGAACACCUUUUUGACCUUAAAACUUUGCAAAAUUUUUCGUACAUCGAUGAAAGUAACAAGGAUCAAGGGAUCAAUGUACGUCAGAAGGUUAAAGAGUUGAUAGAUUUUGUUCAAAACGACGAACGGCUCAAGGAGGAGAGAAAAAAAGCUAAAGCCAAUCGCGAAAAAUUUGUCGGUCUUUCCAACCAAUCGGGGUCAGUCUCGCGCCACAACAAUCAUUCUUCUUUCGGGACUUACUCUGAUUAUGACCAAUCAUCUCUCGAGGAGACGUCUAGCCAAUCGCAACCCGUUACAUAUUUGGACGAAAAGUUUAAAAACUCUGACAAUUUUGGCGCAAAUUCUGACGUUUCUAAAACAGAUAUGGAUGAUACCCCGGCUAUGGCCAAACCUAAAAUCGUUGCCACUCAAAAUAAAAACGCGAAUAAGAAACCUUCCUCUAGGGUAGUGUUGGCUCGGACCGGGGUCAUCGACCUGGGACCUAAGGCACAAGAAUUUAUUCUCAAAAACGACAAUUCGAAUAUGUUUGUUGGAGAUUUUACCGCAAACUCCGACCCUAAAAAAGAUGAAAGAAAUUAUUCCAAAUCUUCAAAUCAAUCACAAUCCGAUGAUCUAUUCAAUAUUGCAGAUUUUAAAACUGAAAAGAACGAUGUUGGAGACUUUCUCCCAUCUACGAAACAAAAGGAAUUCAAUCAACGAGGAGGCCAUGCCCAAAACUUAGAAUUUCCCAAAUUAUGCGAAACAAAACAGAUCAAUGUUAAAUCUUCUAAUGUAGACAUGCUAGCAGAUAUUAUAUCCUCCCCUCAACAAAGUCUUCCUAACAAACACAAUACCGUUAAUCAAAAUGGAAUUCAUCUAUUAAAUGAUGAAUUCAGUGAUUUUUCAUCUUGGGGCGGGAUAGCCAAAUCAGCCAGCAAUCAAAAUUCUUUCAAUCCUUUCCUUCCAAACGUUACUGCGACUAAUUCACUUUCCAAUACGAUCAUUGGGAAAAAUAUGAAUUUUGAUCUAUUAACCGAUUCUGCACUUCCACUAUCGCGUACAAAUAUCAAAUUGCCUCAUCAAACCCAUUCUAAUAAUACAUUUGAUCUAUUGACCCCCAGUUCCUAUCAAAAUUUUGAAAAUUCUCCGGGAAAUAUGACCGAUAGAAAUAGUUACAAAAUCUCCAACAACGAUAGAUCCCCCAAAAAUGGCGAUUUUCUGGAUAAUAAUAAUACGUGGUCUGAUUUAAAAGGGAAAGUUGACAUAAAUUUGGAUAAUUUGUUCUUAAACAAUAACAAAUCCUUCACUGGAACUCCGAUAAAAAGUUUACAACAAGCACCCUUAAACUGCCUCAACAAUACUUCGAAAAAUAAUAUAGCCAAUCCCGUUUCGAACAAUAACUAUAGCGCUAACAGUAUUCUCAAACCGGACAAAUACAGAUGCUAAUAACACAAGCAUGAUUUAUCCUUGUCUUAACAAAUAUCGUCACAAAAUGAAUUAUAUUUUUUUUUAAAUAUAAAUUCACUCUGUAACACAUCUAUUCACAAAAUGGACUCAUCCAUCGUUUACUCAUUUUUUAAAAAUGAAUUUUUAUUUAAAAAUAAAAACAACUACUUAUUAGAUAGUUCCUUAAUACUUGGAACUGUUUUUAAUGGUCACCCUCACUAUUUGAUCAGAAAAGUCGAAUGUUUUUUUGGAAAAAAUAAUUAUAUUUUAAUACACCAUUUCUUUAAUGAAAUUAUUAUAUCUUUUAAUUGAUGCUCAAAAGAAGAAUACUAAUAAUAUUAAAUAACCUAUAUAUAUUUAUAUAAUACAGAAUUAACAAUCAUUGGAUCAUAUUUAUUAUUGACGGUUAUAUUGACACAUGCGCAUAUUUAAAUCGCUCUUUUUUUAAAUUUUACAAAUUAUUUUAACAUAAAUUAUUAUAUAAUCAAUUUUUUUAAAAAAAAAUAAAAUUAUUGAUGAUUGUUUACACACAAUCAAGGCAUAUUCACGAAUAUACUUUCUUCUUUUUUAAAAAUUUUUUUUAUAAUUUGUUACUAAGUCUAGAGUAUACAAAUAAUUGUCAUUUUAACAAAACUAUUUUAACAUAAGCAAGCACUUUAAUGAAUGGUUUUUUCCCAAUCUGUAACUAUUUUAUAUUAUACCCCGUCCUAAUCAAAUAUUUUAAUCUUACUGAAUUUAACACAUCUUUUACUUUUACCAGCAAUAUUUUAAAAGUUUAAUAAGCCCUUGGAAAUAUUUAUAUUUAACACAAAAUUUUGAAAUAUUCUAUUUUCGCCAAAAAAAAUUAAUGUUUUUUUCUAAUAGCGCCACUUUAUGAUAUUU
Messenger RNA from Gordionus sp. m RMFG-2023, 2753 nucleotides. RefSeq names its product clathrin interactor 1-like. Gene Ontology annotation, biological process: endocytosis. The record is from RefSeq and is a predicted model, not a curated record. Gene Ontology annotation, cellular component: clathrin vesicle coat; plasma membrane; endosome. NCBI's taxonomy places the organism in Eukaryota, Metazoa, Nematomorpha, Gordioida, Chordodea, Parachordodidae. Gene Ontology annotation, molecular function: clathrin binding; phospholipid binding. The coding region runs from base 144 to 1871 and encodes 575 amino acids. The transcript is spliced from 12 exons.